AAAGAGAUUUUCAGAGGUGGAAUGAUUAAGGGCACGUUGCGAAUGAUGGAUCCUGCAUCUGCUGCUGGUCCACGUUUUCGCAUUUCGACCACCACCGGAAUUUUGUCAGCCAGCCCCAUCGAAUUCUGCUUUGACCCUCUCUCCAUCCACUUCCUCUCUCUCUCUACCUAGUAGCACUAGCGACCACCCCCCACGUCCAUUUCCAUCUGCUGCUUCGCCACUUUAUGUUUACAAACAUCAACAUCUUGCCGUUUCUAUUUCACCUAAACAGCAAGUAGUUCCGAUGUCCCGCUUAGCAUUUGUCUCACCCCCCAUCUACACUCUCAACCUCGGGCCUCGGGCCCAGUAGUUUGCUUCUAGGUAGAAUAGUCAUGACUGAUUUACCUCCGACGCGUGUGUUACAGGCUCGUGCGCAUGGGUUUGGGGUUUGACCCGCAUGCGCCUAAACCCAACUACGGCCCGAACGUUAGACGCGCCUGGUGGCCAGGUCCGGCAGACUGAGGUCCAUGGGGACUGUUAGGCGCGGGUGAUGGCCAGUUCAACUCCGUUUAUAAGGGUAGGUAGUCACGGGGGUUCCCCAAUGUAUAAAAAAAAAAGCCAUAAUUUGUCUGCAUGGGAUGAUCAGUAAAUGAAUCUAUCCAUUCAUUUGAAUUGUACAAUUGACACUAACAAACUGAUUCAUAUGGACCAAUCACUUAUAGUCGUCCGAUGAUGGGGGAACAAACACAAAUUACCUAAAUUUGAAUCUUAUCUUAGAAAGUGUGACAUUUGAAGGGUGAGCAUGAGAAAAAGGGGGCUUCUUUACUAAAGCACGUCCUUGAUGAAUUCUUCCGUGAGUGUUUUAGGAAGUCCCAUCACUGUAUCAGCCGCCCCCACCUAUACAAGCAUCCCCAUACCCAUGAAUCCUCAGUUAGACUUUCCUCGAUACAUUUUCACAAAGGUGCAGUUUGAUUUUGAUGGACUGAGCUGUGCAAUCUGGUAGAUGUGUUAAACAAAUGAAAAACUCGGGUUUUCUCGAGCAGAGAGGCACUAACCACGGUCUCCACAAAUGGCAAAGUGAGGGGAUGCUCAAGCAUUAAACCUCCGGCUACGUUGAGUGUUAUGCCCUCCUCAAUCUUGGAACAAAGAUGAAUACAGACAGAUGUUAAACAAACAUAUUCAAGACAAUUAUAUCAAGAAGAAUCACUGUUGGGUCAGUGUAGAGUGUUUAACCAGGUCAUCGAUGACUUUAUCCGGUAUCUCAUGGAAAUAGACCUGCACAACAAUGCAGCAGAAAGUCGAGGGAAACAAGAUUCUUAUCGCUACCAUAGGAAGAACAAGAACAGAUUUGAGAGACAAUGAGACAACUGGUUCCUCACUUUCAGAAUCUCUAAAAGCUGUUAUUUUAGGAUCAAAGGUAAUUUUUUUGAGAGAACAUAAGAGACAAUAAUACCUCUGCUAUGUCCUAUCCGCCUUUUCUUACUCCGGUUUUCAAGUUGGUUACGAGUACAGAUCCCACAACAGAUCCAUGUGACCCGGAAUAGCCUGGACAUUUCAAAGACUGUGAUUAUCAACAGCUAAAACGACACUGACUAUAAGAGACAGGGUUGCGAAAGUGGCAAUGACCGACCUUUAAUAAAUUCACGAGCUUCUUCCUUACUGGAUGGUUUUUCUCUGAUGACUCCUUUGUAGACAACCACCUUGGAUUGGAAUCAAGAGACAAAUCACAUACAGAAUCCGCUUGUCAGGAAAUGCAUUCGUAACAUAAAACUCGUAGAGUCGAUGCCUUAAGCUUACUGUGUCUGCUGUGAUCAACAGCGUUGGCUGAGUAUCCUGCAAGAACUUGCUUAUGUCCCCAAAUCUUUUUGUAAUUGCAUCUGCCUAGCAAGGACAUUCAUUUGUGAUUAAAAAAAAAUACCCAUUACACAGUAGAACAUAUUAAAGGCUGGAGAACACAAAAGCAUACAAAUCCAAUUUUAACAGAAGCAACUCAUCACCUUAGCCUCUGCAAGAGCCAUGACUAAAUCUUCUGGCUUCUCCCUCCUAAUACUUUUUUCAUCAAUGUCUGCCGUCUUCAGCCAUAAAACCCAACACAAAGGUUCAUUAUCAGUAGAAAUCCUUCACAGACCAACAUAAUCAAAGCAAUCAAAACCUAGCACAAGGAACCAAAUUGAUACCAUGAUACUGAAAUCAUAUCCCAUUUCAGCCAGAAUUCGCUUUCUCGCCAUGGACUGAGAGCCCAAAAUCACCUUCAGGUACAAAAUAUUCGCAUCUCAAGAGCAUUUCCAAGGAAAAUUUCUCAGCAAAUCAAAGAAACUAUACGAAGAACAGACAAUCAAACCUUAAAGCCGCGUUGAAUCGCCUUUGUCGCCAUCGUGGUGUUGUGCUCUCAGACCAGUUAGCGAAAGAAGGAAGAAAUUCACUGUAAGCGGACGCGAGCCUUCAAAUCUUCCUACGGUUAUACCACCCAAUAACGAAACGACACGUAACCACAUGCUAAAGGGGUUUGUAGUAAAUUCCACAAAAUAUGGGGUUAAAAGCUAAUUUUACAGAAAAUUUAUGGUAAGUGCCAAGUGCGAGAGCUCCGACACUCGGGUGAAACGUCAGCGCGAGAGUGUGAGUACGACAGGACAAUGUGGCGUCGGAGGUUCAGUACGAGUAGCGGAAGCAGCGACGUGUUUGGUACUUUGACGAAGAAGAAAUGGGACGCGGUGGUGAUUGGCGGAGGCCACAACGGCUUGACCGCCGCGGCUUACCUGGCACGCGGAGGUCUCUCCGUCGCCGUUAUCGAGCGCCGACACGUCAUCGGCGGAGCGGCGGUGACGGAGGAGCUCGUUCCUGGCUUCAGGUUUUCUCGCUGCAGCUAUCUCCAGAGUCUUCUCCGCCCCUCCGUCAUCAGAGAGUUAGAGUUAGGCAAGCAUGGACUGAAGCUGUUGAAGAGAAAUCCUUCGUCGUUUACGCCUUGUUUGGAUGGACGUUACCUUCUUCUGGGGCCUGAUCAAGAGCUUAAUCACUCUGAGAUUUCAAAGUUCUCGAGACUUGAUGCUGAUGCUUAUCCGAGAUAUGAGAAGCAGCUGGAGAGAUUAUGCAGAUUCAUGGAUCCUCUCUUGGAUGUACCUCCUCCAGAAUCUUUGCAUGGUGACACAUCGCUAAAUGAUAGGUUAAGCAACAAAAUGUACAAAUCAGCUUUCUGGGCUCGUUGUCUUCGGCAAGCAGCAUCUUUGGGGCAGAAAGAUAUGGUGGACUUCAUGGAUCUUUUGCUGUCCCCAGCUUCCAAGGUUUUGAACAACUGGUUUGAGUCAGAUGUGCUCAAGGCAACUCUCGCAACUGAUGCUGUGAUUGGAUCUACGGCCAGCGUUCAUACUCCUGGAAGUGGAUAUGUCCUACUGCAUCAUGUGAUGGGAGAAACGGAUGGAGAUCGAGGAAUCUGGUCCUAUGUUGAGGGCGGGAUGGGUUCAGUGUCCAUGGCUAUAGGCAAUGCCGCUAGGGAAGCUGGGGCUGAAAUAUUUACAAAUGCAUCGGUUUCUGAAGUUCUGAUAGAAGAUUCUGGCAAUGUGAAAGGGGUUUUGCUUGCUGAUGGUACACGGGUGGAUGCAUCAGUUGUCUUGUCCAAUGCUACUCCUUAUAGAACUUUCAUGGAGCUGGUUCCUAACAAUGCUCUCCCGAAUGACUUUGUCCGGGCUAUUAAGCAUUCAGAUUACAGCUCAGCAACGACCAAAAUAAACUUGGCAGUUGAUAAAAUUCCGCUGUUUCGGUGCUGCAAUACAGAUCACUCAGGACCAGGUCCAGAGCAUUUUGGCACUAUACACAUCGGGGCAGAGAGUAUGGAAGAAAUUCACUCAGCAUGUCAAGAUGCUGAAAACGGCAUGCCAUCCAGAAGGCCAGUGAUCGAAAUGACAAUUCCAUCUGCGCUGGACACGACCAUUUCUCCCCCAGGAAAGCAUGUCAUUAACUUGUUCAUCCAGUACACUCCCUACAAGCCAUCAGAUGGCAGCUGGGAAGAUCCUACGUAUAGAGAAGCAUUUGCUCAAAGGUGUUUCAAACUGAUCGAUGAGUAUGCACCCGGAUUUAGCACAUCCAUCAUCGGCUACGACAUGCUGACUCCUCCGGACCUCGAAAGGGAAAUUGGUUUGACAGGAGGAAACAUCUUUCACGGUGCCAUGGGAUUGGACAGCCUCUUCCUAAUGCGACCGGUGAAAGGAUGGUCAAAUUACGAGACUCCUUUAAAGGGGUUGUACUUGUGUGGAAGUGGGGCUCAUCCCGGGGGUGGUGUUAUGGGGGCGCCUGGGAGAAACGCUGCACAUGUCGUUCUUCAAGACUUGAAGAAAAUAGUGGCCCAACAGUAAUGCCACUCUUGCGGAAUGUUAUAUCGACCGUUGUAUUUCUUUGCCCACAUUUACGAGUUGUAACCCUCUGGGUGGUUCAGAUACUCCCCUUUGAGAACCUCUGAACUAUUCAGAAGCUCAACGGCAUCCCUUAAGAAAUUAUCAAACCAAUAAUAA
Molecule: messenger RNA, 4481 nt
Organism: Tarenaya hassleriana
Lineage: Eukaryota; Viridiplantae; Streptophyta; Magnoliopsida; Brassicales; Cleomaceae
Product: pyridine nucleotide-disulfide oxidoreductase domain-containing protein 2-like
Exons: 16
Coding region: 2613-4325 (570 amino acids)
Molecular function (GO): oxidoreductase activity
Source: RefSeq, a predicted model, not a curated record